UACGAACCGGAACCUUUACGGAACCCGUCUGAUCCCAGCCUGGCGUGUGUGUGUGUGUGUCACGUGACCGUGGCUCCUCCCCCCGGGCCCUGGAGCGUGUCGGAGCCCCGCGGCGCGGCGCGGCUUCACUCAGCGGCUUCCCUCAGCGAGGCGGCGGAAACUCCGCGCACUCAUGGCUCCCUCAGCCCGAGCGGGUUAAACUCAACACUGGGGUUUUUAAAAACACGUUUGGAUUGAUUUUAUUUAUUUUUUAGCCCAGUUCUCCCUGAUGACACAUUUAAUGGAGUUGUGAGUCGCAGUGAAGAAAAGACAAAGGAGGAGAAAAAGGGGCUUUUUCAGAAGCUACGAUGGUUUGGGCCUAAAACAAGACAAGAGCAACAUGAACCGUGAGGACCGGAAUGUGCUACGUAUGAAAGAAAGAGAAAGGAGAAAUCAAGAAAUCCAGCAGGGAGGAGAGGCCUUUCCAGCCAGCUCCCCCCUCUUUCCCGAACCAUAUAAAGUGUCCAAGGAAGACAAACUCUCGAGUCGCAUCCAGAGCAUGCUAGGAAACUACGACGAAAUGAAGGAAACCAUCGGUGAGCCUCCCAUGUCUAAACUCCUGGCCAAAGGAUCGAGCUCUGCCUCCUCAGAGGAGAAGACUCUGUAUGCUGAGCAGCGAGGCGGAGUCAGCCAGAGUCAGAGCAACAAAUGGACUCCUAUCGGUUCGACCUCUGGAACCUCUUCCUCAUCUUUAUCCAAGUCUCAGAACCGUUCCGGUUCGUCCAAUCAGAGCAGCCACGGCACUAGCCAGCGCAGCAGUGCUAACAGCCAGCGGCACGACCGCGAAUUUAGUAGCAAGAAAUCCAGCAAACAUGAGCACAAGGGCUCUACAAACUCGAGUGGACACUCGCGCUCGCUAACAGCCGAGCAGCAUGGCAAGGAGCGCUACCACUCCAAAUCGCCCAGAGACCGCGAGGCCAACUGGGACUCGCCGUCCAGAGUGCACUCCUCCUCUUCCUCCUCUUCUGCAUCAUCCACCUUUCCCAGUGGGCAGCACUCAGGCCAGGCUUUUCCUCCCUCACUCAUGUCCAAAUCAGGCUCCAUGCUGCAGAAGCCCACUGCUUACGUCAGGCCCAUGGAUGGCCAGGAGACGGCCGAGCCCAAGACCUCCUCCUCGUCCUCCUCUUCCUCUUCAGAGUCGUAUGGAGGUCAGUCACAUGGCAGCGGCGUGGGAGAGAUGAAGGCCAAUGGUAAAGCGUCGCUCACCAAGCUCAAGAUCCCGGCACCGGUAGAGGGAGCCCUGACGGGUGACGUGAGCUGCGUGGAUGAGAUUUUAAAGGAAAUGACCCAGUCAUGGCCUCCUCCACUCACAGCCAUCCACACCCCCUGCAAGACUGAGCCUUCAAAGUUUCCUUUCCCGACGAAGGAUGCUCAGCACACAGGCUUUGGGGGAUUCAAAAAAAGUAUCUCAGGAAAAGGCUCAUCUGCUGCGCAGCAGGCCAAAGCAUGUGAUGGAGAUCAGUCCAACACGCUUCAUGACGAUCUCAAACUCAGUAGCAGUGAAGACAGUGAUGCAGAACAGGAGUCCGCAAAACGAAACACCUCAGCAAGUAAUAAUAACAGUGAGGUUGCUGAGAGAGAGGACUCCAGUAGCCACAGUGGUUCAGAAAGCAGCUCAGGAUCUGAAAGUGAAAGUGAGAGCAGCUCUACAGACAGCGAGGCCAACGAGCCGCCCCGCGCUGCCUCGCCUGAGCGAGAACAGCCUCUAGCCAAUAAGUGGCAGCUGGACAACUGGCUUUCCAAGAUGGAGGACCGAGAGAGCAGCGCUACUCGGGGUUACAGUGGCAGCCAGGGACCCAAAGAUUCUGCUCCUGCACCGGGCCGGGACCAGCGGGCCACACAGAAGGGCUCGGAGAGCGGCCGGGGGAGGCAGAAGUCUCCGGCGCAGAGCAGUGAGGGUGGUGCCAGUGCCAGCCAGAGGCGCUCGGUGGGCAAAAAGCAACCCAAAAAGUCAGAGAAGCCUGCUGUAGCAGAGGAGCCGAAAGGCAGCCUGAAGGUGGAGAGUGAGCCUCGAGCCGAGACGCCUCAGCACCGCGCCAGAGCUCCCAACAAGGGUCCACGCAAACCAGCUGCCAAGAAAGAGCCCAAGAAAGAAGUGCGGGCACCUCCGGAAAAACACAAAUCCAAGCCUCAGGGCAAGCAGAAGUCACGUGAGUUUGUGGAAACGGAACCAUCGUCAUCCUCCGACUCGGACGAAGAAGAAGAGGAGAGUGCGCCAUCUUCCUCACACACUCCAAAGUAUGCCCCUCAUGUUUUCUCCCCCAUGGAAGACAAAGACCUCCUCUCACCGCUUAGCGAGUCUGAUGAGAAACUAACAGCGCCCAGGCAGCUGCUCGUCUCCAUUGACCUCAGCCUGUUGAGCCGAGUGCCAGGCCGCGUUUAUAAAGACACGGAGGUGAAGGUGGAGCAAGACUCGGCUAGCGACGCCAAGGACUUCCAGAAACAGCCAGGGGAAAGUAAAACCAAUAAAGGCAAGAGGAAACAUAAGAAUGAUGACAGCCUUAAACCAGAGAAUAAGAAGUCCAGGAUAGAAGAGAAGUCCUCGCACCAUAAACCCAAUAAGGAGUCAUCGAAGCGUGUUGUGGAUAAGGAUAAAGAGCCUGUCCCAUCCCCUUCCCUGACCCUUCAGCGCACACCCAAGUCAGAGCACCAGGGUCGCAAACGUACAGUCAGUCAGUCGUCCAGCUCGCUGCCCAUCAGCUCCAACAGCAAGGACGCCCCCAAGAGCAGCUCCAGCUCCAAACACCGCAAGGGAGACAACAAGCAGAGUCGCAGCAGCAGAGACAACAAGGAUAAAAGCUGUAAAUCGGAGAAUCAGCUGGCUGUACCUCCCCUCUCCUCAGACAAUUCCAAGAGGACCAAGCUGCACUUUGAGGAGCGGGUUCAUUCAGCUGAUCAUUACCUCCAGGAAGCGAAGAAGCUGAAGCACAAUGCAGAUGCGCUGAUGGACAGAUUUGAAAAAGCAGUGUAUUACCUGGAUGCUGUGGUCUCAUUCAUCGAGUGUGGAAAUGCGUUGGAGAAAAGUGCACAGGAAGCCAAGUCCCCUUUCCCCAUGUAUGCUGAAACUGUGGAACUCAUUAAGUACACUAUGAAGUUAAAGAGCUAUAUGGCACCAGACGCCACCUCAGCAGACAAACGGCUGGCAGUGUUGUGUUUGAGAUGUCAGUCUCUCCUCUACCUGAGGCUCUUUAAACUGAGGAAGGAAAGUGCACUGAAGUAUUCGAAGACACUCACUGAACAUUUGAAGAAUUCAUUGAGUAAUACUCAGGCACCAUCUCCUGGGAUGGGAAAUAAAGCGGUCGGUAUGCCCUCCCCAGUGUCGCCCAAAGUGUCUCCAGGCAGCGCGGGCAGUUACUCCUCCAGCAGCUCCUCAAGUCAGAGCGGCAGCUCCUCCGUCACCAUCCCUCAGCGCAUCCACCAGAUGGCCGCCAGCUACGUGCAAGUCACCUCCAACUUCCUGUACGCCACCGAGGUGUGGGAGCAGGCCGAGCAGCUCGCCCGGGAGCAGAGAGAGUUCUUCACAGAGUUGGAUAAAGCGAUGGGGCCACUGAUCUUCAACACCAGCAGCAUGACUGAACUGGUCCACUACACACGACAAGGUCUCCACUGGCUACGGCUCGACGCCAAGCUCGUCUCAUAACACUUUCCACUUCUUCUUCUCCUUCUUCCUUCUUUUCUCUCCUCCCAUUCUUGCCUUACUCACGUUUAUUUAAUCUGCCUCAGACAUAUCUGUGACACUGUGUCCAUUAUCAACACCAGCUUGCCAAAAACCAACAAACUGAGCAAAGCAACACUGAGCGCUAUUUAGCCCCGCCCCCUCUCCGCUACUCGUUCAUGGUGAGGUGACUGACUGCGUCUCAUCAGCGGAGCGUCGUCAGGCUGCAGCGUCUCCUCGCGCUGGAAAACAAAACAAGCCAUGUCUUCUUUUUUUUUUUGUUCCCUUUUUAAAAAAUUGACAGCUGUAAACACUUUUUAUGCUCUCUCUCUCUCUCUCUCUCUCUCUCUCUCUCUUUUCCUUUUUUUUUUAAACCAGCUUACCUCCCUUUAACCAAAGGUGCUUUUAAAUACUAAGGGUUUGUCCUCCUCUCUUUUUGUGCCUUGUAUAUGAUAGACAGGAAACCUGUUUGUGCACACGGGCCGGUUGUGGAGCCGGGUUGAAUUGUUAGACAGGAAGUGUGUGACAUGGGGCAAGGCUGUGGAAUGCUAAUGACUUAAUCCGUAAAGCGAGCGUUCCAUUCAGAGCCCAGGAAGCGGUGUGGCUGAGCUGCAUCACAGAGAGAAACAUCAUAACAUGCACAAAACGUCCUCCGUCUCCCCGGACGCUCGAGCGUGACGCCGCCGAACACGUCAGCGAUGACCAAAAGGACCUGAAGCAUCAUGACUUUAAUCCCCAGAGUCCCCUCUCAGUCCACUCCCACUUUCUUCCUCUUUCACUUCUACACGGACGGUUAUGUUUUUGCGGGUCAUAACAUGAAGACAUGAUUGUUAUUCGCUUUUAGAUUUCUAGAAGAAUGUGUUUAUCCACAGCGUUCCUCUUCCGAAGCACAUGAAUAUUUUAUUACUGCCGCUUCAGUACUCGACCGACUCUAUAUGAAUAGAUUUUAUUUAGAUACAAAAAGUUGUCUUUGUCUCAGAACGACAUGUUCGCUCACAGAAUAAUGCUCUUCUUCUUCACCUUGAAUACAGGGUUGUAUUAUGGGAUGUAUAUGAAAUUGCCAUAUUUAAGUAUUUAAUAUCAGUCUUGGGAUUUCCUUUAUAGCACCGUAGUCGAUUGUCUAUUAGAGUAAAUCAUUUAACGAGGAGGGCCAUAACGAAUAUAUUUAUUACACAUGUACUUUAUAUUUAUAGUUUCUCCAGACAGUACAGUACACAGUAUAUUACAGAUUGUCAUUCUGGCCAGAAAAUAUAAGCAGUUUUACUCAUUAAAAAAAAAAAGUAGAAGUGUAUUUUUCCAUGAGGUUUUUGUCCGUGCUGCAGUUCAUCUAAGCUAAAAGUAUAAAAACUAAAAUGGUACCAGAGAGGAUGAUUAAUAUCUCGUCGCUCUGCAGCGUAUUAAAUGCUGGAAAUCUCAUCUUUUGCACUAGAUUUUUUUUUUUUAAUAAUUCCGUCGGCUCCCUGUUUUCUCUGUAGGGACAAACUGUUAUUUCUUCUUGCGCUCGUUCAGAGAUGAGGAAGAAGUCUGUCUAUGCAGAUUUUUUUUUAAUUUAAAUUUUUUUUUUUUUUUUUUACUGUUCUCUCAGUUAACUUGGGCAGAAAUUCAGCAAGUACAUUAUCUGUGUUUUCAGAAAGUAUUAAAUAUUGACAUUAAAGCGUGACUUUAGCUACUUCCUUCUAUAUAUACAGUAAAAUAUAAUGUAUGGUUCUGAUAAGGGACAACGCACCCAAAGACGUUCUGCGUUUUGCCUCCAUUCACUUUUGUGUGAAUUUCUCAGUUCCAGCUUCACGUGUUUUAAAUUUAAAUUGCCAAAACGGUUAGAUGGUGGGAUUAUUAUUAUUAUUAUUAUUAUUAUUAUAGAUUCAGUAACCAACAGUGUGUGCUUUUUUUUUUCUGGCUUGGAAAGGAAUGUAGCAUAUAUAAUAUUUUUAAGUUUCAGAACAUUAGUGAGGAGGUGAAUACAGACGGUGACCAAGAGCUUUGGGUGGAAUUUUUAAAACUCUAUUUUUGAAUGAAAUUCCAGAGCCUAUUGAACAGGGUUUACUUAUUUGCAUAUUUAAUUUAUUCACUACAUUCAUUAUAAGUUCCAAGGUGAUAUAACUAUAGCUGAUUCACUUCUGUGGCUAAUAAUUUAUUUUUUUUGUAACGUUUCCUUUUUUCUGUUUUUUUUUUUUUUUUUAAGAAUUUGCUUUAAAAUCAAAUCAUCCAUCACUUGUUGUAACUACUAAACCAGGGUAAAACUUUUUUGACAUCUACACAAUGAAAACACUUGCAUGUUUGUAUUUAAAUGCUAAACUGUACAAAUGUACAUAUAACGUCUCUUUUAGGGUAAAUUUUUAUGGCAGUUUAUCGUUUGUAUUAAGUUGUAAAUAGAUGUUAAUAUUCGACUCGUCAUUACUGAACUUCUUCCUCUUUUAUCAACACUGUACACCAUGAUUUCCUCCCCAAUCACAUCAAUACUGUUUUUUUAUCGAAAUCUUUAUCCGUAGUGCUGUUUUAUCAUUGAAACUCUUUGAGCUGGGGUGUGUGUGUGUGUGUGUGUGUGUGUGUGUGUGUGUGUAAUGCUGAUCGUGGUCAGUGAGUUGGUAUUUAGAGUUUUUAAUCUUGUUGAAAUGAGAUAUUAAAAGUGAAACCUGUAGGACGGCUGUAGCUCGUGUGGUCUUUUCCAGAUGUUUCUGAGGCGUUUGUGUACAUUCAGCUGUUCUGUGUUCAUGUCAUACUCAGUUUAGGAUUUACAAAAUGCAGAUUAUUUCUGAAAAAGUUCUGCAGUUCAUUAUAAUCCAAAUCAGUUGAAAGUAUUGAAGAGAUUGAUCAGAGAAAUUUACAUAUUCUAUAAAGGAUGCAAUAUGAUUUACGAUGUAAAGGUACUCUCACGGGCCUCGAUUAUCCUUAACUUGUAAUUUUAAAAAAACAAAAUUUUUUGUGAAGUGAGUAUUACUGGAUACUAAUGGGUUUUCUGAGUCUUUGUAUUUUGCUGUAUUGAGAAUAAAAUAUAUGAUUAUUGAA
Molecule: messenger RNA, 6700 nt
Organism: Neoarius graeffei (lesser salmon catfish)
Lineage: Eukaryota; Metazoa; Chordata; Actinopteri; Siluriformes; Ariidae
Gene: aff4
Product: AF4/FMR2 family, member 4
Exons: 20
Coding region: 380-3679 (1099 amino acids)
Biological process (GO): regulation of gene expression
Cellular component (GO): nucleus; super elongation complex
Source: RefSeq, a predicted model, not a curated record